AUGGACAUCGAAGCGUAUUUUGAAAGAAUUGGUUAUAAGAACUUUAGGAACAAAGUGGACCUGGAAACAUUAACUGACAUUCUUCAGCACCAGAUCCAGGCCAUUCCCUUUGAGAACCUUAACAUCCAUUGUGGGGAACCCAUGGAAUUGGGCUUGGAGGCUGUUUUUGAUCAACUUGUGAGGAAGAACCGGGGUGGGUGGUGUCUCCAGAUCAAUCAACUUCUGUACUGGGCUCUGACCACAAUGGGUUUUGAGACCACGAUGCUGGGAGGCAAUGUUUACAGCGUUUCAACUGAAAGAUACACCAGAGCUAUCAUGCACCCCCUGCUGAUGGUGACCAUGGGUGGCAGGAAGUACAUAGUUGAUGCUGGGUAUGGAAGCUCUUACCAGAUGAGGCAGCCUCUGGAGUUAAUUUCUGGGAAGGAUCAGCCUCAGGUGCCGUGCAUCUUCCGCUUGACAGAAGAGGGAGGAACGUGGUACCUGGACCAAAUCAGAAGAGAGCAGUACGUUCCAAACCAAGAAUUCCUUAAUUCUGAACUCCUGGAAAAGAACAAGUACAGAAAGAUCUUCGCCUUUACACUUGAACCUCGAACAAUUGAAGAUUUUGAGUCUCCGAAUUCAUACUUUCAGACAUCUCCAGCAUCUGCGUGUGUAAAAGACUCUUAUUGUGCCGUGCACACUCCAGAUGGUGUUUACUGCUUAGUGGGUUUUACUCUCAUGCAUCGAAGAUUCAGUUACAAGGAUAACAUGGAUCUGGUGGAGUUUAAGACACUGAAUGUGGAAGAAGUAGAGGAAGAGCUAAAAAAGAUAUUCAAUAUUUCCUUGGAGAAAAAGUUUGUGCCCAAACAUAGUGCAUCUUUUUUUACCAUUUAG
Molecule: messenger RNA, 873 nt
Organism: Myotis myotis
Lineage: Eukaryota; Metazoa; Chordata; Mammalia; Chiroptera; Vespertilionidae
Product: arylamine N-acetyltransferase 1-like
Exons: 1
Coding region: 1-873 (290 amino acids)
Molecular function (GO): acetyltransferase activity
Source: RefSeq, a predicted model, not a curated record